AUGGAGGGGAGCAGAACUGCUUCAGGGGUACCACUCCUUCCUAGAGUGGCUUUACCCCUGGUAGACAUCCAGGCGGUUCGGGAAUUGCUCUCCACAAUCUCAAGUGGCGGCUACAAUGCCCAGCUGGCAGCUGCCGUACAGCUUGCCGUACUGCUGGAAACGGAGGAGGGCCGCUUCCGCGAUGUCGUGGGUGACCCCUGGGGCGGUCCCGCGGGUCAGCGCUCGGCACACAGCAUCGGCCGGCUGCUGGCGUGCAUCAAGGAGCGCGAGAGCGUGUACGACACCGUGUGUGAGUCUUGGUUGCUGUCCCGGUCAGCCCCCCUGGAGCAGCAGGUGGCGGGUAGUCGGCUGGUGCUGGCUUGUGUGAGCUGCUGGGGCUUCCAGUACCCCCUCACUGAGGACCGGUGCAUGGACCUGAUCACGGAGUGGGCGGGUGACGGCGGGGAUAAAACACCCACGCCGGCAGACCCUCCGCCAGCGGAUGACGAGUCGUUGCUGCGGGAGGCGAGGUCCGUGUACGCGACAGGGCUACUCUCUAUCGCAAUGACCAACGAGGACUACGCCGGUCCGGCCGCCUCCACGCCCCAGGUCGCAUGGGUCGCGAAGUACAUGCGCACUGCACUCAUAGAAAACAUUCAUGUGCCCGUGGCGCUGGCGCCGUACUGCGCGGCGCUGCUGGCGGCGGUGGGGGAGUUCGUGGAUGCGCUGGGCCCCGUGCUGGCGGAGCGGGGCGCGGAGGCGCUCCUAGAGCUCAUGCGCCGCGCCGCCGCCGCCGCCGACGGGCGGCUGCUGUACGACACGCUGGCGGCCUGCGUGGCUCUGACGGCGCACCGCCGCUUUUCAGAGGUGUUCGUCGAGUCGGGCGGUGUGGAGCUCGCACUGACACUGCCCAGGCGAGUGUGCCGUUGUCGCCGCCGCCGUCGUGGUCGACUUGGUCGCUACGUCCCCGCGCUCGGUGACUUGCCCUCCGCAAACCUGUGUGGCUUAGAGCCGCACACCUUGCAGAGCUACCCUCUGUACCUUGGCGUUGGUGCUGCCGGCGGUAUUGCCAUGAACCCGCACACCUUCUCCGGCCUGGCCAUGUUGCUGUACAGCUUGGCUGCAGCCCCCCUGGCCUUCGAGCGCCUCAUAACGCCAGGACCUCCACCACCAUCAUCACCACCACCACCACUACCAUCACCACCAUCACCACCGUCACCACCACCACCACAAGCACCAGCACAACAACAACAACAACAAGGGACGCAGGCUCCAGCAGCAGCACCACCACCACCACCAGCUCCCCAGUACUCGGGAGCUGCUGCCACCACCGCUGGUCCCGGAGCUGUGAUUGCUGCCGCACUGUCCCUGUUGGGCUGCGGUCAUGACCUGGUUCGAAAGACGGCGGAUGGUGUACGGCGUAUGCUGAACCUGCUUCGCGCGCUGCUGACCAGCCUGCGCUCGGACUCCCCUGCUGACCUGAGGAUGGAGCGACAGGUGGGCUACUACGCCGCCCUCACACUCCGUCAGUUCGUAGCCACGCAUCUCGUACUGCACGUGGGGGCAAUCAAGCGAACACUUGCGGCGGCGGCGGCGGCGGCGGCAAGCAAUGGCGCCGAUGCAGGCCGGUCCUCCAGCACUAUUGCCGCCGAGGCGCAGGCUCCCGUACUGCCGUACCGGCCCGUUGACACCAGCCGGGAGGCCCUCGAGGCGCUGACGGCGUCCCUGGAGUCGGAUCGCCGCCUGGCGGAGGCGUUUGCUCGCUGCCGCUGGCCCGCCCUGGAGCACCUACUGGAGAUGCAGGCGCCAGCGCUGCUGCUGGAGCUGGUUUCGGCGCUGCCGCCGGAGCGCUGGUUCCACGAGGCGGCGCAGGCCGCGCUGGAAGCUGUCCGGCUGCUGACGUUGGCGCCGCUGGCGCGGCGGGCUGUGCUAGCGGCGGUGCAGCAGCAGCAGCAGCACCGCAACGGCGUCGGUGUGCUGUUGAGUGCGGCCACCCUGACCACAUCCGCAUUCUUCUCAUCCGAUCCGGAGGUAAUAGGGGGCGCGGGCUUUAAUAUGUACGGCAGCGGGGGUGCGGGUCCCGUGGGGCCUCGUCAUGGCGACAAGGUCACCGCCGCCGCCGCCAAUGACGCCACCGCGCCGGCACUCCUAAAAAUCGAACGCGCCGCCAUCGCCGCCGCAUCACACGUCAGCUACAGCCCUCAGGAGCUGCUGCUGCUCGUGUACGAACACCUGAUGGCGUCGGGUUUGCACGCCUCCGCCGCCACGCUGGCGUCGGAGGCGAACCUGGCUCGGGCGAGUGCCGCGCUGCACAAGCUGCUGCAACUGAGCAGCAACAUGGCUGCCACCACUGGAGGGGGAGGAGGGGGAGGAGGAGGAGGGGGAGGAGGAGGAGGGGGCGCGACAGCGGCGCACGGCGACGCCGGCCAUGCACUGGAGGCCGGUCACGGUGGACACGGCGGCAACGGCGGCGGCGGCGGCGGCUGCAGCGCCGCCGUUCAGCAUCCGCAUCAGCAACAACAUCAAGUGUACGGUGCAGCUACAGGACUGCCUAGCGCAGUGUGCACGCCGUAUACAGGCGGCGUUGGAGCUCGGCUGCUGUCUGACCUGAUGCGGGAGCCGGGGGGAGCUGCGGCGCGGCGGCCAGCGGGAGUGCCUCUGGAGCCGGGGGUGCCGUACCAGCGCGGCCCUGUCACUGACUGGCACGCGGCUUUCACUGCCGUGUCCCUGGACCUCAUCGCCCUCACCACCACGGGCACGGGUUCUGAGGCGGCGGGAGCCGCCGCCGCCGCCGCCACCGCCACCGCGGCGGCGGCGCCAAUGUCCAGCGACGCCGACUACCUGGUCCGGGCCUUCGGUACCCAGCGGCAGCAGCAACGGUCCUCCACGUCCACAGCCACGCCGCAGGUCCUGAUUCGCGCCAGGGCCAUGGCGAGCCCCUUCGCCGACGGAACCGCUACAGCCGACCGACCAGCGCGUCCUGUUGGCGUCGGCUUUGGUGGCUUUGGCCUGGCGGCAGCGGCGGCGGGAACCCCUUUCGGCGCCGCCGCCGCCGCCGCCGCCACCGCCACCGCCACCGCCGCCGCCGCCGCGCACACUGCCGCCCCCAAUCCGCUCCUUGCAAACCUCCCCAGUCGUAGACCGGGUCCCCCGGCUACCACAGCCGCCGCUGGGCUCCGAAGGCACUCCUCAAACACCACGGCCACGGCGGCGGCGGCGGCGGCGGCGGCAGCUGCCGCCGCUUCUAGUGCGGCGGCACCGCCGGCAGGCGGCGGCAGUGGCGCCGCUGCUGUCGCUACUACGGUUCCGGUUUCGGAGCUCCCCAUCCAUGUUGAGGCCGCCGCGCGGGAGCUGCACCUCCUGUCACCACCGCCAAGCUGUCAUGCAGUCGGCAGUGCCCACCGCCAUGCUGCCGCCCAUCACCCUCUCCCGGCCAUACGUCAUGCCUCAGCAACGGCCACUCACGCUCUGGAGGCGCCCUUCAAUGUCACCCGGCGGAUAUGCCGGAGAGAGCUGGUGGAGGCACGGGGCGGCCGGGGGGGAGCGCGGGCGGAUGCCCAGCUCAUCUACAGCCGCUUCCGGCCGCUGCGUACCCUGCGAGAUGACGGCAGCCUCAGUCUGUGCGCCACCUUCGUACACCCGCUGCUGCUCUCAUCUGCCCGCGCCGAUGUCAAGUUAUGGGCACUUCGCCCCGAGGGGGGUGAGAGUGAGGGGGAGGGGCUCCUGCCCCGGGGGCCCCGAGCCACCUGGGACGGAGUCGCCCGGGGGAGAUUCAGCCCGGACGGCGCGCAGGUAGUGGCUGUGAGCUGCACAUCUGCUCGACAAGCCAUGAUAUUCGAUGUGCGUACGUCCGCGCGGCUUACCGUACUGGAUCCGCCCCCGCUGGCCGCGGCCACGGCCGGCGGGCCGUCGCCUGGCGGCAGCGGCGGCCGUACCCCGCGGCCUGGCGGCGGUCUUGGCGGCCUUGGCGGUCUUGGCGGCGGUCUGAGGCUGGGACUGGGAGCCGUUGCCGGCGGUGAUGUACGGCGGUCUGGUCGCGGUAGUGCGGCGGCGGCGGCUUCUGCCUGCUAUAGCCCCACGGGGACGAUGCUGCUUUGGGGCAACUGCCUGUACGACCUGCGUACGAGGACUGCCGUACACCAGUUUGAUAUGUUUACGGACAGCGGUUCUGGAACCUUCCAUCCAGCGGGCCUCGAGGUCAUCCUGAACAGCGAGGUGUGGGACCUGCGCACCUUCAAGUUGCUGCGCUCCGUGUGCUCGCUGGACGGAGCCUCCGUGGCUUUCAACGGCGGGGGCGAUGUAAUGUACGCGUGGCGGCGGCAUUCCGAGGAGUCCUUCUCGCAGCUGUUCCACCCUCGCCGGGCUCGCCACCCCCUCCACACGGCCUUCCGUACACUGGACGCCGCCACGUACACCGACAUCGCCACGGUGGCGGUGGAACGCGUGGUGCUGGACCUGGCGGUUGAGCCCACUGACUCGCUGGUGGCGGUUGUGGCGGUUGACCUGACGGAGGAGGAGGUGACGGCGGCGGCGCGGGUGUACGAGGUUGGUCGCCGCCGCCCCGCCGACGACGAGUCCGAUGCGGAAGAGGAGGAGGACGACGACAGCGACGGCGGGAGCGAGGUUGGCCGGGAGUUUGUUUCGGUUACUUUGACAGGGAGUUUGUUCCGGUUACUUUUCAUGCAGGAUGAGGAAGAGGAGGAGAUGGACUUAGACGGGUCGGACCCGGACACACCGGGGGCCGGCAGGGUGCAGCGGAACAACCGCCAGAGGGGAGUAGGCGGCGGCGCUGCGGCGGCACUGCGGCGGCUGGCGCAGGGCGGGUUUGGUGAGGACGAAGGCGGCGAAAGGGGGGAGGAGGAGGAGGAGGAAGGAGGAGGCGGUGGGCUUGGGGCUCUUCGGGGCGCGCUGGGUCGCGGCGGCGGCGGCGGCGGUGCGGACGGCGGCGACGGCGACGACGAUGAUGGUGAUGACGAUGAUGAUGCUGGGGCGGGCGACGGAGUCGUGAGUGAUGACGAGGAGUUGGGGCUUGCGAUGUUGGAAGAUGCAUAUGCGGCGCUGGAGGACGCGUACGGAGAUGAUGACGAGGAAGGUGGAGAGCACGACAUGGACGAGCCUGACGAUGAAGAUGGGGAGUUCGACGAGGAGGAUCUGGAGGCGUUUUUGGAGGGGCAGGAGGACGAUGACGAUGACGAGGAAACCGAGGGUGAAAGCGAGGACGAUGACGACCACGAUGAUGAUAUGAAUGAGGGAGGUUAG
Molecule: messenger RNA, 5238 nt
Organism: Volvox carteri f. nagariensis
Lineage: Eukaryota; Viridiplantae; Chlorophyta; Chlorophyceae; Chlamydomonadales; Volvocaceae
Exons: 25
Coding region: 1-5238 (1745 amino acids)
Biological process (GO): protein ubiquitination
Cellular component (GO): Cul4-RING E3 ubiquitin ligase complex; nucleus
Molecular function (GO): protein binding
Source: RefSeq, a predicted model, not a curated record